AUGAGUUUACGACGACAACCAUCUCGAGCAACUGCCAAACCUUCUCCUGUAUCAUCAUCUCUUUUUAUUAAUUCAACAAUUGAUUUAUUUCUUGAACAAUUUUCUCAAUUUGUUCGUCGUCAUAUAACAGAAAAUAAAAGUGAAACUGUUCUUGUUGCUGGUCCACCAUGUUGUGGUAAAACAAAAUUACUCGAAUAUAUUUUCAAUAAAGUUUAUAAUGAAGAUAUUUCUCUUAAUGAACGUUUAUUUAUUUUUCGUUUAAAUGGUUUAAUUCAUUCUAUUGAAUCAUUAGCUAUACAAGAAAUUUUAUCUCAAUAUAAUAUUCAACAAAAAACUACAAAUGAUUAUCAAUGUGAUAAUCUUCAGAUUUUACUUGAAACAAUAUCAAAUGAAAAAAAAGAUAAAAAAGCUUUUUUUAUUUUUACUCUUGAUCAUUUUGAACAAUUUACAUAUCAAAAAUUAAAUUCUAUACUUUAUACAUUAUUUGAUGCUGUUUAUUUAAAUCAAAAAAGUUAUUCAAUAUUAACAAUAGCUAUAUCAAAUCGUUCUGAUUGUCUUGAAUUACCUGAAAAACGUUUAAAAUCACGUUUUUCACAAAUUUAUUAUAUAUUAUCAUCACCAUCAAUUGAUGAAUAUACAAAAUAUAUUCUUCAAUUAUAUAAAAUAAAAAAAGAUAUACAAAUUCCUAAUGAUUUAUUUAAUUCAUUAACAAAUAUUGAACAAAAAAUAAUUCAUUAUUUACGAGAUUCAAAUAUAAAUAUGAAUGAAAACACUCGACCAGAUCAACAAUUAGAUGGUUGUUUAACACAUUUAGAAUUAUUAUUACUUUUAAUGACAAAUAAUGUUAUUAAACGUAUAGAUGAAAAAUUACAAAAUAAAAUUAAUGGAACAAAUGAAAGUGAUGAUGAUGAUAAUGAUGAUGAAGAAAAUAAAAGUGGUAUUAUGACUGAUACUAAAUUUACUUUUGAUCAAAUUUAUCAUGAAUAUUCGAAAUAUGUUUUGAAAAAUCAAAAAUAUUUUUAUGAUAAAGCAGUUGUUCGAAAGACAUUUCUUCAUUUAAUUGAACGAGGUUUUAUUCGACGUUAUGUUGGUCGAUAUGCUUCAGUAGAUGAACCACUAAGUAGUGAACAUACAAUGAUUAUGGUUAUUAAUAGUGAUGAAUUAAAACAAUAUGUAGAAUCAAAACCUUUACCUGCAGAAAUUAAACGUUAUGCAAAAUUGAAUACAAUUAUUUAA
Rotaria sordida is the source of this 1236-nucleotide messenger RNA. The record is from the annotation of a GenBank genome assembly. NCBI's taxonomy places the organism in Eukaryota, Metazoa, Rotifera, Eurotatoria, Philodinida, Philodinidae.